AUGGAAGAUAAGAAGAUUAAAAGAACAUCAAGUGCGGCCGCUCGUCGAAACAACAAAAUUUCUAAAAGCAGAACUAUGGCCUGCUUAAAAAUUUCUCACGUGCCUAGACAAUUUCAGGAAGAACAAAUAAAGAUGUAUUUCGGCCAGUUUGGAACUGUCCACGGAGUUUACAUCCCAAAGUCCAAGAAAACACUACGCCCGAAGAACAUGGCUUUCGUUCUGGUGAGGAAGGAAAUUGCGGAAAUUAUCGCUUCUACUGUUCACAACGUUCUUAACUUCAACAAAAUUAUGCAAUGUGAGGUUCUAGAUCAUUUCUUCCCUAGUUGGUUCAGACGAACGCCUCAGACGGUUACCACAGUGGAAAAGGAAAAACUAUUUCGUGCGCGAACUGCUAUAAAAGGCUCAAAGAAAGUCACUAAACGUCGAUUGAAGGAUUUAAACUCUCGUAUUCUGGCACUUAAAAAAGCCAACCCGAAAUUUGAACUUGCCUUGCCUUCAGAAGAUAGUCCCACUAAGUCUGCAUCUUAA
Rodentolepis nana is the source of this 528-nucleotide messenger RNA. Lineage: Eukaryota; Metazoa; Platyhelminthes; Cestoda; Cyclophyllidea; Hymenolepididae. The record is from the annotation of a GenBank genome assembly.